AUGGGAGAUACCGGUGUUGUCAAGUGUCCGGGAAACUUAGACCCUAUGGCACAAGAGUUCCGGCCAAGAAGCCCGUACAACCACUUGACCCUGGUUCAGCCUCAUAUUUACUAUCCUUGCCCUUCUCCUCCAUACUCGUCCAGUGAAGUACAGGUCAUGCCCUUCUGCGACGACGCUGGCAUAGCGUACCCCCAGUUCCCUACUCCACUGGCGUACGUUAGCACUGCCGGCGCAAACCCUCCUCUUCCUCCGCGGCUUCCUCCGCCCUCCACGACCCCGUCUCGGACGCUGCUUCUGAGCUCUGUCCCCACCGACGUCAGCGAAUCCACGGUGAGGAGAGAAUUGGAGGUGUUUGGGGACGUAAGGGCCGUCCAGAUGGAGAGAGUGCGUGAUGGAAUCGUGACCGUCCAUUUCUAUGACUUGAGAGACGCACAGGCGGCCAUGGUGGAGAUUCGAGAGCAGCACAUGCAGCAGCAGAGCAGGCUGAGGAAGCACUUCGAGGCCUUGUUGACGCACAAUUGGUCCAGUUACGAGGCCAAUAAUUUGGUGGGCCCACUACCUCCGCCGGCGCGUGGACUCAUUGCUGGCCGCGCCGUGUGGGCCCAGUUCAAUGUUCCGGUAAUGGCCGCCGUCCCCGGCGGCGACAACCAAGGGACCCUCGUAAUAUUCAAUUUGGACCCGCAGGUCUCCACUGCCAGACUUCAAGAAAUUUUUGAAACUUUUGGUGCUGUGAAGGAAUUGAGGGGUACGCCAUUGAAGCGGCACCAAAAGUUCAUAGAAUUCUACGACAUAAGAGAUGCAGCCAAGGCUUUUGCGGAGAUGAAUGGAAAAGAAAUCAGUGGGAAAUAUGUCCUCAUCGAAUUUAGUCGCCCUGGAGGCCAUAGCAAGACCAAAAGGUUCCCGCCAAAAGCCACACAUAAUACAAAUAAUAAUUUUGAUUCUACAACCAAUUACCACCCAUUAACAAACUCACACUCCAUGUCACCACCACCGCCACAUUUGCCUAUAUCCGUUAGCAGCACUGCCGCUAACGUACUGCCGCCGACUCCGACGCGUUGCUACCCGAAGAAAUUGAAUGUAAAUGGUGAGAGUGGUAGUGUAGAAGCUUCAAUGGGUUCAUUGUGCAUUGGUGGUGCAGUUGGGAAUGGAAAUGAAGAGAGUAACAGUAGUAUUAGCACCCAAAUAGGAGUAAAAAAUUCAAAGAAGGGUCAGUAUGCAAAAGCUAGUAUUUCAAAGCAGCAACAGAAAGAGAGAGUACAGGAGAGCAAGAGAAGUAGUAGUAAGUCAUGGAAGGGAAGACCGUCAAAGAAUCCGGAUCCACGUUUUUUAAUAAACGAAGAUGCGAUUAUGGAAUCGAAUUGCAGAGAUUCCCGGACCACUGUCAUGAUCAAAAACAUACCCAACAAGUACAGUCAGAAGCUGCUGCUGAACAUGCUGGACAACCACUGCAUUCACUGCAACGAGCAGAUUGUUGGCAAUGGCGAUGAGCAAGAAGAGCCUUUGUCAUCCUACGAUUUCAUUUACCUCCCCAUUGAUUUCAUCAACAAGUGCAACGUGGGAUAUGGGUUCGUGAACAUGACCUCCCCACAGGCUGCAUGGAGACUCUACAAGGCCUUUCACCAUCAAAACUGGGAGGUCUUCAACUCCAGAAAAAUCUGUGAAGUUACCUAUGCCAGAUUACAGGGUUUGGAAGCAUUGAAAGAGCACUUCAAGAACUCAAAGUUCCCGGGGGAGGCGGAGGAUUACAUGCCAGUGGUGUUCUCGCCACCUCGAGAUGGGCGGCGCCACUUGACGGAGCCCAUUCCCAUAGUUAACCGCCCCAACUCUCCUCGUCACCUGUGUGGUUAUAAGGACUUAGAUCAUAACAAUCAUGAUGAGAUGGACGGUGGAGAUAGGCCACAAGAAGAAGAAGAUGAUGAUAAUGGCAAUGAUGACAACGAAGACAACAAGUAA
Molecule: messenger RNA, 1953 nt
Organism: Cornus florida
Lineage: Eukaryota; Viridiplantae; Streptophyta; Magnoliopsida; Cornales; Cornaceae
Product: protein terminal ear1-like
Exons: 5
Coding region: 1-1953 (650 amino acids)
Molecular function (GO): RNA binding
Source: RefSeq, a predicted model, not a curated record